GCUCUAAUGAUAAAUAAACGACAAAGCCUGUUGACAACAUCAUCGGUGUAUUUAUUGCGCAGUUAAUAUUUUGUCGCCGCUGUUUUUUGUCAGUAAAUCCACGCAGAUAAAGAACAGAAUCACUGUCUAUCUUGAGAAUGGAAGAAACACAUUCCUCAUCAGAAGCCCAGGAGAAGACUGAGGAGGCGGCAUCAGAGGCGAAAGGAGACAGUGAUGAUGUCACAACUGGGGAGAUGGCGGAAGAUGUGGUCAAGAAAUCCCUGGCCAAGUUGAUCUCGCUACCCACCCCGCCAGCCAGCCCCUGCUGCGCCAACCCCCUUCGUCGAAGUCUGAGCUACCCGCCUUCGUCUAGUCACGCCUGCCGGGUCUGCGCGGGGCUCUGCGUCUGCCCUAACUGCGCCAAAAAUACAGACGAAGAAGAAGGGGGUGACACAGAGGGCGGCAGACCUGCGCGAGGGAACAGACGUCGGAGACAAUCCGGGGGCAGCAUGCGCGCCUGCCGUCGGCACAAGCUGGCCAGUAUGCGCGACUCGCUCCCGGCCUCGCGGGAGAGUCUCCAGGACGCGGAAUUCGUGCUCUUCGACCUGGAGCCCAGCGUCUCAGCGGCAGGGCCUUCCACCGUCCUGUUCCCCCGGGGCGAGCAGGAGUUCGCCGAGUGCCAAGUCUGCCUCUUGGAGACCUUCGGCCGGCCCCGGCUCUGCUGCCAGCUGCACGUCUGCGACGCCUGCCUGCAGUGGUACAUCCGGGAGAAAGUGCGCCACCGCGUGUUGAGCGUGCGGUGUCCGAACCCGGCCUGCUGCGACGCCAUUUGCCGGGAGGAGAUCCAACAUCACCUCAGCAGCGAGCUGCUCCGGAAGUUCCUGCAAUUCCUGAUUGAGGACAACAGCGAUCCUGAUCAGAAGACCUGCCCGCGGUGUAACCACAUCGCCAACUUCCAUCAGGACGUAAUGAUCAGCAAACACAAGACGCGACCAGACGAGCAAAAGGUGACCUGCUUAUGUGGCUUGCUGUGGUGUUUCCGCUGCCACGCCCCCUGGCACGAGGACAUCUCCUGCAAGCAGUACCAGAGGGGGGACAGGCUGCUGAGGGAAUGGGCCAAGGAGCACCACUACGGCCAGCCCAACGCCAACCGGUGUCCCAAGUGCAAGGUAUACAUUCAGCGGAGUUCAGGCUGUGACAACAUGACCUGCAGUCAGUGCCGCACCUCUUUCUGCUACCGCUGCGGAGAGCGCUUCCACUACUUCAAAUUCUUCGGCAACCACUACUCGGCCUUUAGCGUGUUCGGCUGCAAGUACCGCUUGCUGCCCAACAAGCCGGUCAAGCGAAGGCUGAUUCGAGGCGCCCUCUUUGGAUGCAAGGUUGCCGCGGCGCCAGUGUGCAUCACGCUAGCCGUUGGAGUGGGAUGCGUUCUGCUGGUGUCUUUGGGCCCGGCUUACGCAACGUACGCUGCCUGCCGCGAGUACAAGAACCGACGCUACGAGCGACAGCGCCAGCGGCAGUUCCAUAUGCACCGCCAAUACCUGGAGUACAGCCAUCAGCUCUACAGUGGAAUAGACAGAGACAUUCCGGAUAUGAAACCGCGAGCUGCAACCCUAAUUGAAAUCCCACAUGUUCCAAUUCCACCAGACUAGACUGCACUGAAGACUCCAAUUCUUUAACAGAGGUACAUGCAUGGAAACCAUGACUGGAGUAAGCUUUUAUGAAUAGAAAUUAACCCUAACCCCUCAAAAUCCUUUAAAACCUACCAGGAGCUUUUUAGGAUUUUAUAGG
Molecule: messenger RNA, 1770 nt
Organism: Patiria miniata (bat star)
Lineage: Eukaryota; Metazoa; Echinodermata; Asteroidea; Valvatida; Asterinidae
Product: probable E3 ubiquitin-protein ligase RNF217
Exons: 6
Coding region: 138-1631 (497 amino acids)
Biological process (GO): ubiquitin-dependent protein catabolic process; positive regulation of proteasomal ubiquitin-dependent protein catabolic process; protein polyubiquitination
Cellular component (GO): cytoplasm; ubiquitin ligase complex
Molecular function (GO): zinc ion binding; ubiquitin protein ligase activity; ubiquitin conjugating enzyme binding
Source: RefSeq, a predicted model, not a curated record